Molecule: messenger RNA, 780 nt
Organism: Aspergillus niger
Lineage: Eukaryota; Fungi; Ascomycota; Eurotiomycetes; Eurotiales; Aspergillaceae
Exons: 1
Coding region: 1-780 (259 amino acids)
Source: RefSeq, a predicted model, not a curated record
AUGAAGCUCUUCGGGUGGAUCUCGGCAGCAUUCCUCGCUUCGACUGUCCUUUCGAUAGAAACGACACCAGCUCCAUCAAUUGACACUAUACCAUUCUAUCCACCCCGCAAUGCAGACUCGGGACGGAGGGCCUUUGAAGUACUACAACUAUUAAGGAAACGGGGCGAUAACUGUCCUUCUGGAUAUGAUUCUUGCACAAACCUAGGCUAUUCGGAUAUAUGCUGUGCCGACGGUAGCAGGUGCACCCGCGACGCCGCUGACAACGUCGCCUGUUGCCCGACUGGAGCAAGCUGUACGGGCACGCUCUCAGAAACCGGAAACGCGGGGGGAGGAGCAACCAGCAGCUUCCGAUUCCCCCAGACAGCGACGGCUACACAGACUACAGAUGGGACGAGCGUGACUCUCACGGGCUCUACAAUUGCCGGGGCAUAUCCCUUUGUCAAUAUUCCGACAUCAUUUGCCAACGCGCGUGUUUGCACAUCAUAUUACUCUCUAUGUCAGAGCGAGUAUACUGGUUGCCUUUCGCAACUCGGAGGAGGCUAUGCUGUGACUGUGGCUGCAGAAGGGGGAGGUGUCACUCGCGCUGAUGGAGGAGCUUCUGCAGCUAUAUCAACAUGCUCUAGUCUGAGUAUGGAGGCAUGUCACGGCCUCAGCAUUGGUUACUGCGGCAGUUACAGUACUGAUGUCUACGAGAACCGGGGAACGAUGCCCAGUCGGAGUUCCAGUCUUGAGGACCUUUUCUUUGGCAUGAUCAUUGGACUUGCCGGGAUGUUCCUAUGA